Messenger RNA from Pocillopora damicornis (cauliflower coral), 2139 nucleotides. RefSeq lists its product as uncharacterized. Lineage: Eukaryota; Metazoa; Cnidaria; Anthozoa; Scleractinia; Pocilloporidae. The record is from RefSeq and is a predicted model, not a curated record. Gene Ontology annotation, molecular function: protein binding.
AGUAAGUCAAGAUGUCUUCCUUGAUGUGUAAAAGCGUACUUAAAGUUUCUACUUCCAGAAGCAUUUCGAGGAAAAUAAGCGAGGAUAGGACAGCGAUGUUACGAGAUAAAGAUUCAUUAACAACGAACGAAAAGUCUGUUAGGAGGAAACGAAGUUUGUCGCUCGAUCCUCAAGUUUUGCUGCAAUGGGCCGCAACACACAAUGACGUGGACACAUUGAAAAGCGUAGUGGAAGGAUCGAACGUGGAUAUUAACCAGGCGAGUCUCGAUGGAGUUUACCCGUUACAUCGUGCUGCCUGCUCGGGAAGCCUUGAAAGCCUCCAAUAUCUUGUCAUGAAAGGAGCACAGCUCGACGUGCGGGAUAAAGAUGGCUCCUCACCCUUGGACGCUGCGGUUAACGAGGGAGAAUUUGACUGUGCAAGCUUCCUGAUCGAAAAAGGCGCCAACAUCAACCACAUUCGAGACGGAUUCAUAGACAAGAAUUUAUCACACGGGAGAAAGAGAGCCAUGACUAUUGAGUAGCGACAGAUGGAAGGAAGUAAGAACUUAGCACUACUUUGAAAAAGAAAACGGCUAUGGUUAUGUCUUGGUGUAGAAAUUUCCGUUAGUAGAUAUCAUUAGAUACCAUCGAUAUUCAUUAAGUUGUGGAUACUGUCUUCGCAAGACUGAUCUGAGCAAAUAAGUGCAUCGAUGCCUUAGAAUUGUAAUGAUACGUGGGGUCUUUCAUAGAUAUUAGCUUUCUUCAACUCCUCAGAGCGAUUGGGUCAUUUUUCUCUCUAGACUGACGUAUGACAAUGUAGUAACAUCUACGAAGAACGACUCUUUUCAAGUUCAGAGGAUAAACUUAAAAUACAUCGGUUUAUUUCGCAGAUUUGCCGUUGUUAUUAGAACGAGUUAUUUUCAUGUCCAAAAAUGCUAAAAAUUGGAUUGGAUUACAUCUUAAGCUUGUUGACUGUAAAUUUAACUCGCGUUUAGUAAUUAUCGAGUUGUCAAAACAUGAUUUCAUGCUGUGCUUGUUGUUACUGCAAAUCUUCUAAACAUAGUUUGUAAACACGACCAAGAUCACGUUUACGUUGUUUUGACAGUAAUUCAUGAAACCAUCGUCAUAACAAACAUCGAAAAAAGCUCACUUUUUUCUAAGAGUAUCUGCCGUAGUAAUUUUCAACAAAUCUUUAUCAAAAUUCCAUCACGUUCCUUAAAAGUUAGUAAGUCUCUGAGUAAACAGUGAGCAUGAGGAAAAAUACCGUAACUCGUGUCACAAAGUUGGAAGUGGGAAGGGCAGUGUUGGAAAUUUACUUUUAACUGUUAUCAGUUUAACGCAGACACAUAAUUAUCCAAAAUCAAAAAUUAAACUAGAUAAAAUGUCUUGAGCUGUAAAACCAAAGAUGUCGUUUUCCUCCGCGAAAGAAGUCUGCGCGACUCAUCUCACUAAAUUCAGUUUAACCCACACGAACGUUCUCUAAGAACGGUCGGUCUUCAUCUGCAUCGUUUUGCUUUUGAGUUCUCGGUUUUUAGUUUUCAGUGUAUUGAUGUCUCUUCAUACGAAAAUAUUAGGUAACUCUAGCUCAGAAAUCUCAAAGAUGCAGCUGCUUCAUAAGCACUUCCUCUUUAUAUCAACCCUUAUACUAAAAGCGUACUAUAAUUUAUUAAAUAAUUAUGGUAUUAUUAUUCUUGUCUGAGUAUUUUGAUUUGCAUUUUAGUCCUAAAACUGAAGGGUUAUAUGGGCUAUCAUUCUUUAAUAUCGAUAGUGUAUCGUCAUUCUUAAUGGUACUAUUAUUAUCAUCAUCAUGGCUUUUAAUAUUAUUAUAAUCAUACUCGUGAUUAGUGAUUUUGUUAACUACUCGUAUGUUACGAACCAAAUUGGACUCCCCUGAGUCCGAUUACUAUGUCGUCGUUUUUCCUGAAAAAGCGAUCAGGGCCGGUAUGCGUGAGGGCGCUGCUGCUGACAGAAAAGGACAAAUUUGCACAGGAUAUAAGCAUCUUCGCCCUCUGGUUGGCUCAAGGCCAAAGUAAGCCGAUGUUACAUAAUGUUACAUAGAGAAUAAUGCAUGGGUAUAGAAUUUCUCGUCGAGUGUUUAACUCAAUAGUAAUAUUGUAAUUUAUCAAAUAAACUGCGGUGUUAUACAGGGAUUUCUGGCCC